AUGGACGGAGACUGGGACGAGGUCGCUCGCAUCCCCUUUCCGCCUCCGGGCAUCCACGCUGCGGCGACGCCCGUGUCGACCAUGACCUUUGACACGGCUCAAGAGCUGUUGUGGACCGGGAACGACUAUGGUCGCGUCACGUCGUUCUACCGCAGCGAGCUUCAGCGCUAUACGUCCUUCAAGGCCCAUACCUCAUCCGACGGCCCGGUUAGACAAAUACUCGUGAAUGACAAGGGCGUCGUGGUACUAGGAUCUCGAGAUAUCCACAUGGCUUCGCGGAAAGGCCCUCCGAUAUGGCAUAUAAGACACGAUGAUAUGAAAGACUUACGAUGCAUGAGUUUUACGUCCAAAGGGACGUCUGAAAUUCUGGUUGCCGGGUUCCAGGACACCAUGUUUGUGAUCGACCUCGCUAAGGGAGAGGUGGUCAAGCAGGUUCCGACUACGUACUCAUAUAAGGUUAUGAAGAAAAGCAGAUACAUCUGCGCCGCCACAGAGACAGGCACAGUCAACCUGAUCGACGCGGCCAACUUCUCCGUCGUUAAGAGCUGGAACGCCCACUCCGCCUUGAUCAGCGAUAUGGAUGCUCAGCAUGACUUCAUCGUCACUUGCGGUUACUCACUACGGCAGGGACGAGAUUACAUGCUUGACCCGUUCUUGAAUGUGUUUGAUAUCAAGAAAAUGUCGUCCAUGUCCCCGAUUCCGUUUCCUGCUGGGGCUGCCUUUGUCAGAAUGCACCCAAGAAUGUCGACGACUAGUAUUGUCAUGUCCACGAGUGGACAGAUGCACGUUGUUGACCUGAUGAAUCCGAACACUAGCAAUGUGCGGCAAACCAACACGAUGAACUACCUGACCAUGUUCGAAAUCGCACCAUCUGGCGAAGCCGUGGCUCUGGUAGAUGCGGAUCACAAUAUACACAUAUGGGGUUCUCCUUCGAAACUCCGCUUCGUCGAUUUCGCGUCUCAGACCGAAUUCGCAACUCCGGAAGAGCCUCUACCUACGAUAGAGUGGACUGCCGAUACACCUCUCAACUCUGUUGGCAUGCCGCAUUAUCGGGAGGCGCUGCUCUCCGCCUGGCCAGAUCUUCUUUCUGAUGUUGGGGCUCCUCCGACCAAACUGGAGCCACAGUUUGUUGCGGGCCUCAAACAGUCCGAAUUUGGCCAAUACGGACGGAAUACACGCGGCCUUCGAAGGAAUCAAGUUGAGGAUACUCGGAACUUGGACAGAGGAAACGCUUCGGGAAUUCUUGCGCCAAAGUUCCUCAGCGAGAAAGCAAGAGAGUUUGCCAUGGCUACAGUCGGCAAUGCAAGCGGUGACGAAAAGGUUGACGACGUUGCCCACUCUCUGAUGCAAAUGGAAAUCGAUCCUACUAAACAAGAGUGUCAUCCGAUGUACCGCAAUGUUGAGAUCAAGUACAGCAAGUUUGGUGUUGACGACUUUGACUUUGGUACUCUGGACUCGAGAUCCAUAUCGCAAACUCAUACGCCAACUCUUUACUGCAAGUCAUGA
Colletotrichum fioriniae is the source of this 1506-nucleotide messenger RNA. Lineage: Eukaryota; Fungi; Ascomycota; Sordariomycetes; Glomerellales; Glomerellaceae. The record is from RefSeq and is a predicted model, not a curated record.